AUGGCGAAUGACAAUGAACACCCGUACAUAAAGCAACUGAACGCGAGAGCAAAGGUUGAUCUGUCGGAUAAAAAAAUCCAGGACGUAGCAAAAAGAUUGCCAAAAAUGUUCGAAGAAGGAUUAAAAUUCAAACGUGCUGGUAACGAUGACAUGUUGUACGUAAUGAUGAAACGUUAUUUAGAUUCGGUGGCAUGGGUACAGAAAAAUAGGUUAUAUAAUAGUAAUUCUAAUGAGUACCAACAAUACAUUGUGCCUAGACACGUCGAAGAAGCUAAAACUACCAUAGAUAGUUUGUCAAUUAAAUUUGAAGAAUCACAUAAACAACAGCAACAACAGCAGCAAGUGAUAGUUAAACCAAAAAUAAAAAGUGAAGAGAAGGAACCAGACGAUGAAACUUACCUCGAUAAAAUAUCAAGUUUACCUGACAUUCCAGAUGAUGAACCACUGAAUAAUAACGUUGUCAUUAAUAACAAUAACAACAACAACAAUAAUGUCGAAAAAAAUGAAUUCAUGACGUGUACAGAUUUGUAUAACGUUAUUGACAGUAAUAAAACACUGGUUUUAGAUGUGAGGUCACACGAUGAUUAUUUACUAUCGAAGAUAAAAUCACGUAAAUGUGUUAAUAUACCUGAAGAAUGUAUUAAAUUGGGGACUCUAGCAAAAAACUACACUCACUACAUCGUAGAUCCUAAGGAAAUCAGUUUUUAUGAAGACCGCAGUGUUAAAUUUAUAAAUAUUCUGGUGCUGGUUGAUUGGUCUACGACACCUGAGACCUUGAAGCUCAGUAGCCCGAUAGCGUUGAUGGCAAAAAUCCUACGAGAUUGGGAUCCAGGAACAACAAAAGCUGAGAUCCUGAUGCUAAAAGGAGGAUUCAAAGAAUGGCUCGAUACGUAUCCAACUUGGGUAACUGAUCCCAAUGUGACUUGUCCAUCAGAGCGUAAUCAUCCGGAAUACGAUAUUCCUCCGAUCGACUUUCCUAGUUUUCAAAAAGAAAGACCACCUGCUCCUAAACGGACUCCCAUUAAUAAUUCACUGAAUGAUCUGGACAUAUCUCGGUUGUCGCAAGGGUUUGAUAAAAUGGACAUUGAUACUAAUAUUAAUAGUUAUCAUGAUAGUAAUGAUGACAGGAAAAUUAAAACUGUUAAGCCGCCUAUCGACCGCACUAAAAAACCUGCUGAUAAAGACCCAGAGAUUGUUCAGUACUUUGAGACAUUAAAACAGCGGAACUGCCUGGCUGAAGAUCAGGAAAAGUUGGAAAAGCAGUUGUGGCAUCUGGAACAACAAUUGUUUGAUGUCAUUAAAAUUGGUGGUGAUGGUGAAGAGCUAAAAGACGAAAAGGAUGUGGUCAAAAAAACUCUUGACAAGAUUCUUCAGGAUAAAAAAAAAAAUAAAAGCGAAUUAAUUGAAAAAAAAUCGUUGGUUAAAAAUAAACUAAAAAAUGUAACUUCUGAAGAAACUAAAUUAGACCUCAGAUUCGGUGAUAUUGAGAACAGAAUUAAAGAAACUCAAUUAAAACGAGAGGAAGUCAUAAAGAAAUUGGAUAAAUUAUUAAAAGAAAGAGACGCUUUAAAAAUAAAUAAAGCAAAUAAUUAUGACAGUGAAAUUUAUAAGGAGCCAUUAAAAAGCGAAGAAUCCACGCUGACAAUUAACUCUGAUUUGAAGAGAUCCCUGUCAAGUCCAAAUCUUGCGCAGUUUGAAAAUUUGAAAAUACCGACGUUCGAUCGUUCGUCUAAGCCAACAGAUGUGCGUAAAAAUAAUUAUGACAAUAGUCGUAGUAAGAAAUCUGUCGAUGAUUCCAAUUUGUCUCAUAUGAAACCUGUCUUUAUGGAUGGUGUGCAACAAGGUACAACUGGUUUAAAAAAUCUUGGUAACUCGUGUUACAUGAGCUCAAUCAUACAGUGCUUGAGUAACACACCGAUACUGUCCAACUAUUUUCGCAACAAUAGUUACGAAGACGAUCUCCAUCGCAAUGGAAAUUAUGGGAAAAAUAGUAAAUUAGUCACUGCAUUUGCCCAAGUUAUUAAAUCACUCUGGACUAGUACUAUACGUCAUAUUUCACCAAUUGAGCUUAAGUCAACAUUAGGAAGUCUCAGUAAUGAAUUUGGAACCAAUGAGCAGCAAGAUUCACAUGAGUUUUUAAUUCUUCUAUUAGAGUGGAUGCACUUGGCUUUAAGAACGGAUGACAAAAAAAUACCUCGAGACACUCAAAUGACUGAAGCAGAAAAACAAUACGAACAAUCUUUGGAGGGUAAAAGAUCUGUUCUGACAGAACUGUUCAAUGGACAAUCUUGUUCCACAUGUACAUGCAUGCAUUGCGGAUUCCAAAGUAUUACUUAUGAAACAUUCAACAGUUUAACUUUAUCAGUGCCUGAAAAUGCACCAUGUUCCUUAUCUGAUUGUCUGGAUCAAUAUUUAAGUGUGCAAAUUAUACCGGAAUGGAAAUGCCCGAAAUGUAAAGUACCGCGGCAAGCUACAAAAAAAUGUGAUUUUGUGCGGCUGCCACCGAUUAUUAUCAUUCAUCUAAACCGGUUCAGUGGAACAGAUGGAAUAAUGUCAAAGAAAAAUACUAGUGUUAAAUGUCCGCUAAACAAUUUAAACUUGCGACAUUAUAUUCCAAAUAAUAGUAACCAUAAUUAUAAUUACAAUAUGUAUGGUCUUUCUUAUCAUGUUGGAGGUAUCCAUGGGGGUCACUACACGGCAUAUUGUAAAAAUGUACAGAUUCAAAAGUGA
Cotesia congregata is the source of this 2730-nucleotide messenger RNA. Lineage: Eukaryota; Metazoa; Arthropoda; Insecta; Hymenoptera; Braconidae. The record is from the annotation of a GenBank genome assembly.